CGGUACUCUUCGGAUCCGAAAAUCGAUGACGAGAGAAUCCUCAUCGCGUUUUUCGGAGAUAAGCCUGGUGGCAAGAAACGCGAAUGGUUAUCGCCGACAUCGACAAUGACCCAGGUUCUGCCACACUCCUGCUUCCCCGGUGAUUGGCCAUUUCACCGACCGCAGAGCCCUCCCUCCUAUCUGUCAGUCAAGGUCGAUUGAAUUAAAGGUUCAGAGGAGCAUAGAGUUGUUUCUGUACUUCAAGGUAUCGGUUCAACAUGCCUACCCGAUUCUCCAACACUCGAAAACACCGAGGACACGUCUCGGCCGGUCAUGGUCGUGUGGGAAAGCACAGGAAGCAUCCGGGAGGUCGAGGUCUCGCUGGUGGUCAGCACCACCACCGAACCAACUUUGACAAGUACCAUCCUGGUUACUUUGGAAAAGUCGGUAUGAGACACUACCACCUCCUCCGAAACCAACAAUACAGACCCACUAUCAACAUUGACAAACUCAUCUCACUCCCCGAGGCUCAAGUUGAGGCUCCGGAGGGAACUGUCCCCGUCAUCGACCUCCAACACUUGGGUAAAUUCAAGCUGCUGGGUAAAGGCCGCAUUGACAAACCUUUCAUCGUCAAAACUCGAUUCGUCUCUAGAUCAGCAGAGAAGAAGAUAAAGGAGGCUGGAGGUGUCAUCAAGCUCGUUGCUUAGAUUGCUCGAGUCUUUUGGAUGGGGGCAUUUUGAUGGCAUGCACACCUGUAUAUCACGAGAUUUUGGGAGCGAAGGAGUGUGCCAAAUGCUGCCGAACGCCAGGGGAUUCAUUGGGCCGACAAGAGAUUAGUGCUGAAUGUUGCAAUGGAGAACAUCGCCUGUGUGCCCAGUAGGGUUAUUCACGAGUUGGUUUCAAAGGCUCGCAAGCUAGGCAUCACCUUAGAGUCAAAGCAUCAGAGCGCACUUCUCUCCUUC
Kockovaella imperatae is the source of this 941-nucleotide messenger RNA. Its product is annotated as structural constituent of ribosome. The coding region runs from base 258 to 686 and encodes 142 amino acids. Gene Ontology annotation, molecular function: structural constituent of ribosome. The transcript is spliced from 5 exons. Gene Ontology annotation, cellular component: cytosolic large ribosomal subunit; ribosome. The record is from RefSeq and is a predicted model, not a curated record. NCBI's taxonomy places the organism in Eukaryota, Fungi, Basidiomycota, Tremellomycetes, Tremellales, Cuniculitremaceae. Gene Ontology annotation, biological process: translation.